UAUAGUUGAUUUACAAUGCUGGGUUAGUUUCAGAUGUACAGCGAAGUGAAUCAGUUGUACAUAUACAUAAAAUGAACAUCUUUAUGCAAAAUCAUAGUCAAUCAUUUCUUUAGGUAGAUUACGGGGAAGCGAAUUACAAAGUAUAUUAUAAGUAUUUUUAAAGCACUUAUGACAUUUUUUAAACAUUAAAAAGUUUUUCCUUGCAUUUCUUUAUGUGGUUCCUAACCAGCUUGACUUAAAACUCCACUGGUGUUUAUAAUCCUUUCUCCCCCGCUUCUCUUUUUCAAUAUUGUCACCCCGUAGAAGUGACUCGAAGUUUCAGUGUCAUCAGCGAGGCUUUGAAAUCCGAAAUCAUGGAGACCAAUCAGGAAACUUCCCUCUUCUUGGUGAAGAUCUUGGAGGAACUGGACAGCAAGCAAAAUACCGUUUCCUACCAGGACCUGUGCAAAUCCCUGUGCACCCGCUUUGAUCUGUCCCAGCUCUCCAAACUGAGAAGCGUGCUCUUCUACACGGCUUGUCUCGAUCCCAAUUUUCCAGCCACGUUAUUCAAAGACAAGAUGAAAUGCACCGUGAACAACCAGCAAUCGAAGAAAAUCAUGGUGGCGGCAGAUAUCGUGACGAUAUUCAACCUCAUCCAGAUGAACGGGGCUACGGCCAAGGAGAAGCUCCCCAGCGGCCGGCAGAAGAUGCGCAAGAAGGAGGCGUCCUUUGACUUGGGCCGCUCGGACACAGAACUCUGCACCGCGGCCGAGUGUGAGUCCCUCAGCUGCGAGCUGAGCGACCAGCCUUUCAGCCGGGGCUACCCCACCCGCCAGUCUUCCAAGUGCCGCAAGAUGGACUGCAAGGACUGCCCGCAGUUUGUACCUGCCUCCGAGCCCAACUUCCUGCUGGGGGUCAGCAAAGAUGUGAAAAACCGGGCGGCUUCCCUGGACAGGCUGCAGGCUCUGGCCCCCUACUCGGUGGCCAGCCCUCAGCCCUGUGAGAUGCAGAGAACCUACUUCCCCAUGAACAUCGAGAGCGAGUCCAUGUCCGAUCAGGACUCCCUGCCCCUCACCCAGGGCAUCAAGGAGACUUUCAUUUCUAAUGAGGAGCCCUUCGUGGUCCAGUCCUGCGUCCAGAAAAGGAACAUCUUCAAAGAGGAGUUUCACAACCUGAUGACUGUGUCCCCCGAGUUGGCCAGCCCCGCUAACGAGGCUGAGGGCGAGCACGGGAAACCCCAGGGCCGGAAGGAGUCCCACAAGACACCCUUCCCCAAUCACAGCUUUGAGAUGCCCUACAACAGCCAGUACCUGAAUCCCGAGUACUCCCCUGUUCCUGACAAAAGGCGGGCAAAGCACGAAAGCUUAGAUGACCUUCAAGCCUCCACGUAUUUUGGACCCACUCCAGUGAUGGGGACCCAGGAGGCCAGGCGCUGUCCGGGGAGGCCGGGCAAGCAGACCCCCUGGCCGGCCAAAAGCUGGAGCCUAAACACGGAAGAAGUUCCUGACUUUGAACGGUCCUUUUUCAAUAGAAAUCCCUCCGAGGAGAAGCUCCGCUAUCCAAAUCCCAGCAACCAGACCCCCAACUUCCCAACCCCAGACAGGCGCCCAGCUUACCUCAUGCCGCAGGAGCAACAGCCAAUUCUCCCCGUCGGCUACGCGGCCAAGCCAAACGGGCUCAAAUCUAAAGAGGUCUCGUCCCCCGUUGACCUGGAGAAGCAUGAACCGGUCAAAAAGUUUAAAGACAAGAGCAUUAGCUGCACCAGCAGGCAGAUCAGCUCAGACACCAGUAGCGUGGGCACCCAGACGGAGCAGCACGUCCUGGAGCCCAAGAAAUGCAAAGACUUGUGUGCCUCUGGCCAGGGCAAGUACAGUGACAGGCACGCCAUGAAGCAGUCAGAUGACGACUCGGAAGUUGUCAGUGAUGACAUCAGUGACAUUUUCCGAUUUCUUGAUGACAUGAGCAUCAGUGGCUCGACGGGAGUGAUGCAGUCAUCCUGCUACAACAGCACAGGAUCUUUGUCUCAGCUUCACAAGUCGGACUGUGACAGUUCACCGGAGCACAACCUAACCAAAAUCGCCAACGGGCUCCCCAGCAGCAAAGGAGAAAAGGGCAUCCGGCCUGAAAACAGCCACCACUCGGAAGAGGAGUUGAAGACCAGCGUGUGCAAACUGGUGCUCAGGAUCGGUGAAAUUGAACGGAAGCUCGAAUCGCUGUCGGGUGUCCGCGAGGAGAUCUCCCAGGUCCUGGGCAAGCUCAAUAAACUGGAUCAGAAGAUACAGCAGCCCGAGAAGGUGAGUGUGCAGAUAGAUCUGAAUUCCUUGACCAGCGAGGCUCCAUCCGAUGAGAGCGCCUCUCCCCGGAUGUUCCGUGCACACGAUGGCUCCCACGGGCCCAAACUGGAGAACUCGGCCGACUGGUGCUGCUCAGACGCCAGCGGAAGCAACAGCGAAAGCCUUCGUGUCAAGGCGUUGAAAAAAAGCCUCUUCACCAGGCCAUCCUCCAGGUCCCUGACGGAGGAGAACAGCGCCACAGAAUCCAAAAUCGCCAGCAUCUCCAAUUCGCCCAGGGACUGGCGCACCAUCACUUACACCAACCGCGUGGGCGUCGGAGAGGAGGAUGUCAAAGACAGAGGCCCUGGGGAGAGUAAGGACUGGCAUCGAAAAUCUAAAGAGGUAAAUGCACACGUAAGCUCGCGUAACUAGGCAGCAGCCUUACCAUAGCCCUGGUCUGUUUCCAAGCCUGGCAGCUUACAUGACACGAAAAAGAGGCCUGCCCUUCCUGUGCUUGUAAGCCUUCCAGACUUUGCACGUUAGAGCAGAGAGGACAGCAUAGCCUGGUGGCUGGUCCCGCCAAAUUGUCCAUCAGCCCGGAGGAGCACACACUGCUGUGUUGCCGAUGGGAGAAAGCGUGGCUCAGAUAUUGGACUGGUGGUUCGAGACCUGAUUUUCAUAGAAUAGGGGAACAUGGCAGAGCAGACCAAGCAUCACCAAGGAUUUCUUCCUGUCCUUUCUGAAAGGGCAGGAUGCAGGCAGAGAAAAGGAGGGAAAUGACUUAAAAGCGAGCUAGCUCCUAUGGCCCUUUCACGUACUUUGUGGCACGCGUGGUGUUCCUUUGUAAAAGUUUGAGGUUCUUUUUUCAGUUUAAGAUCAAUAGAUCAAUAGAUGAUUCGUAAGAAAAGAAGAUAAAUUAAGGAAAUUAUUCACAAUUCCACUGCCCAAGGAUGGCAACCCUUAAUAUGAUGUCUUUCUUUGCUUUUGAGGUUUUCUCCUACACAGUUUUAUGGGAACUUGAGCGUUUUUCCCCUUGAUAGUCAGCUUCUUUCUGUCGGUGCUGGAGUGAGCACACACACACAUACUUACAGUCUUUCUUCUUCUCGUCCCCUGCAGCAAGGAUGAUUUGUCUCAGCGGCACUUGUGGCUGCUCUUCUUCCUUCUAUGUAGGUUACAUUGAACCCUUUCUGGCCAAAGUGAUGCCAUUUCAAUUUGUUGCUCAUCUCCAUUCCCUUCCCUGAUUCCAAAGGUCAGUGGACAGACCAUGGGGCCUCCCGAGGGCUCGGAGGACCAGUCAUCGGAGAGGGAGUGAAGAGGUGUGGCUGCAGACAUUGAAUACAGAGCAGGAGGCUGGGUCCCUCGAAUGCCAAGCUUAGAAAAUGGAGCCCUUAGGAAGUUUUCAGGGUCCAAAGCAGGGAAAGAGAGUAAAAUAAGAAGUGAUUUUUUUUCUUAUCCCAAAGGAACCUCUGGUACCUGUGCUGGCCACUGUUCUCUUCGGUAGCCACUUACAACACGUGGUGUUGGACAGAAAUCAGAGUAUGUUAUGUGCCGACACUCCGACGAGAUGCCCAGCUGUGGGUCUUCUCCUCUGGCACUGCCGUCGUGUCAAUUAGCUGCCAGAGUCUGGCCAGGUUCCUGGAGCCCUGGGUCUUAGGUAGCAUUGAAAAUGGCCAUUUAGAGCACUCCAGUUGUUUGGCACUUCUAUAGAUAAAUCGAGUUAAACUGAACUAGCCAUGCGUCCAACCUAUAAAAUGUCAAAGCCCCCAGAAACCAACAGAAAUAAGCUUGAGAAAUCCCUUGAAAUGCACAGCUCAAAGUCGCUAGUGUUUGGGGUGAGCGGUCUUCAUUUGGCCUCCUUCUGUGACCUCGUUUCUCCCUCCCGACGUGUGGCUCUCAGCAUCCCUGGGCUGAUGACUGCCAUCGUGGUGAUCAACCCUGGGGCCCUUCUGAACUUUGCUCCCGAAUCUCAAACUGCUGAAGGCCAGCUCCCCCACAUGUCUGCCGCGGGCUGAAAUCUACAGGUCCCAGCUAGAUUUUCUGUUCCUUCAAAGCCAGGCUUCCCUCUCCCUGUACCCAUUCUGGGGUCGCCAUUCUAGCCAUUCCCCAAACUGAAGGGACGUCUCUCAUCUCUGGCUUCCCUCGUUGGCUCUCUCACAUCCAGUUGGGCUACUCGACCCCGUGGAUUUAUCUUUUGUGAUGUUUCUUUCCGCUUAAAUCCACCCUCCCUCCCCCAAGUCCAGGCUCCUACCGCCUCCCACCUGGGAUUUGGGGGCACAUUUGUAACCGGUCUCUCUCGCUCAUCAGCCCCCCACCUCUGCCGCCACUUCCAUCUCAUCGCGUCCACCACUGCUAUGCUCCCUUUCCUAAAGCUCCACUCUGGGGUGUGCAGUGCCUCCUGUUCCCAACUCCUCCUUGACUCCCCUUUGCUCAGCAAAAAGUUUCAAGCCACUCAGCCCGGCCACUCAAACCCAGGGCAUGUCAUGUCCUUCUUCCCAACAGGAGGGCUCCAGUUCACCCGGACUGGGCCCUUCUCCACCUUGAUUUGUCUACCUGGUUUUCCUCCAAAAGUGCCACCCUCAUUCACUCAGUCACUCAUUCAGCAAGUACUGAUGAAGCAUCUAGGAUGGCCAGGCCCCAUCCCACUGUCGAACCUUUACUCACGUGAUUCCUCCAUCAAGAGUUUCCUGUCCAGGGACUUCCCUGGCAGUCCAAUGGUUAAGACUUCACCUUCCAAUGCAGGGGGGUGUGGGUUUGAUACCUGGUCGGGGAGCUAAGAUCACACAUGCCUCGUGGCCUGUGUGAUCUAAACAUAAAACAGAAGCAGUAUUAUAACAAAUUCAAUAAAGAGUUUAAAAAUGGUCCACUUAAAAAAAAACAAAGUGUCCUGUCCACCUCCUCGGUGCUGAUCUAGACACAGUUGCCCUCAAGGCCUCUUAAUUCAUAAGCCUCUGAAAGCCUCCCAAGAUUAUUGCUGGUCUCUGAUCUCCUGCCUUUCAUCCUCUUUGUUCAGACAGAGUAGAUACCAACCUUUACUUUAAAAGUAUCUUAGGUAUACAUACCGACUGCCCUGUUAGAACGCAAACGCCUCCACGGUAGGAGCAGGGAGGCAAGCGUGGGCAGCGGGUAACUUUCCAUCUCCGAAGCGAGAACAAAUUCAAAUCCUGGCUGUGUGACAUUGGGCCAGUUCCUAAACCUCUCCAAGCUGGGUUUCCGCAUCCACAGCGGGGAUUAUAAUGUUAUAGCCUUGCCGAUGUUCUCGAGAAGCUGAAAUGGGAUAUCGCGUGUUCAGCCCCGAGCGCUGCAGGAGACACACACAGUCAGCCCUCAGUUAAUUGUAGUUACGAUGCCUUGUUGUUAUUAUUGGCACCUGCCCUGCCCCCAGCUCGGCACGGGCCCUGCGUGCCGUGGGAGCCCUCUGAGUGUCCGGUAGUGGUGAUCGGAAUGAAUAAAAUCAGUGACACCUUUUAGAAGAUACUUGGGUUUGAUGAGCUAGCAAAUAAGAGGACACCUCACUUUCCCAUUUGGAUUUGGCCAAGUUUAUCCUGCUUUCUCUGUAUCAGCAUCAGAGGUCUUAAUGGUCUGGAAGGGCUCAGAGUUAUACUGUCUUUGAGCAAAGAGCCGAUGGGUCUAGUCUGCUGGUAGCUGGGAGCGUGCUUCUGGUCCCCGCCCACGUGUAGGAUGCACACCCUCCCACUCAUACAGGUUGUCUCGUCAGGUGCUCACACAUAAACUCCCUUUCCUGACACCUGAACGCUUUCUCCUCCUCUUGCUUAUCCGCGCUGUCCGUCACUCAUGUUCUUAUUUUUCCUCUUUCUUUGUCUGUCGCUGACACCCACAGCUCUUUUGGCUCUUUGUUUCGUAUGCACGACUCCAUGGUGCUGGGACCCAUCCCUUUAACAAAGAUUGGAGUGCCUCCUCCUUGGUGGUAUGAUUUUGCUGAGCGGGCGAUUAUUGUCCCCUGCCUUCGGGGCACACUGUCCAGCGGAGGAGACAGACAGACAGACAAACAGGCAGUUACAGUUCAGUGGGACAGUGCUGGCCGCGGGCUCUGUACACAGUCUGAAGGGGUCACGUAGAUGGGCGCUGACCCGGUCUUGGUCAGGGAGUACUUCUGGAGGGAGUGACAUCUAUGUGGAGGUCUGAGGGCCUCAAGUUAGAAGUAGAAAGUACCAGAAGACUCCAGUUAUAACAGGGUUCAUGAAGAACGGAGUCCCCUGGUUCGGGCGGAACUCAAGGACUGAGAACCUAAGUGAUGCCAGCUGUGUUGGGCGCCUUCCUGCCUCCAAACUGUGGUCCAGGCUGUCCCCUUGUCUUGAAGGCCACGCAGAGGUCUCUGAAAAUCACUAGAGGCUCCCACCACGUGCUUUCUGGCUUGGCUUCUUCCAUCCAGAGAAGCAGUGUGGCAUCAGUGGUUUCAGCCAGCUCCUAGGGGGAAGGACACCAUAUCUUUUACUCCUCAGUACCAGGUAGAAAUUGGUAAGAGAAAGAGGGGGCAGUGACUUCCCUGGCUGUCCAGUGGUUAAGACUCUGCGCUUCCAUUGCAGGGGAUGCAGGUUCGGUCCCUGGUCGGGGAACUAAGAUCCCGCAUGCCGCAUGGUGCGGCAAAAAAAAAGAAAAAAAUAAAGAGGGGGAAGUACUAUGCAGUGGUUAAGCAAAGCUUCUCUGAAGCCAGAUGAUAGAUUUAAAUGCCACCUCCUCCCGUUGGCAGCUGUGCGCCCUGGGGUAAAUUACUGAGUCUUUCUGGGCUCCAUUUCCUUACCUGAACAAUGCGUGUUAAUAAUAGUAGUCAUGGUAUGAGGGUUAGAUAAAAUCAUCUCCUCCUGGCAUAGAAAUGUUGGGUCGUUUGAGUAUUAUCAAUGUCAUAAGCUUUUCCCAGUAAAUUUCCCCCAGUCCUGAUAUUCUUUCUAUUUGCUCGUGAAUAACUGCAUGUUGCUACCCGGGCAGAGCCCAGUGAUGAAAAGCUGGUGUCUCCCCACUGGCACUGUGGGCUCUCUGACGGCAUCUGUGUCGCUCUCUGGACUCCUCUGUGCCCCUCUGCAGGCAGACAGGCAGUAUGACAUCCCCCCGCAGCACCGACUGCCCAAGCAGCCCAAAGACGGCUUCCUGGUGGAGCAGGUGUUCAGCCCUCAUCCCUACCCCGCCUCCCUCAAGGCCCACAUGAAGAACAACCCUCUGUACACAGACAUGCGGCUGACGGAGCUGGCGGAGGUGAAGCGGGGCCAGCCUUCCUGGACCAUCGAGGA
Physeter macrocephalus (sperm whale) is the source of this 7495-nucleotide messenger RNA. It is a transcript of the gene MINAR1, whose product is annotated as membrane integral NOTCH2 associated receptor 1. Gene Ontology annotation, cellular component: plasma membrane. The record is from RefSeq and is a predicted model, not a curated record. Bases 354 to 2684 code for a protein of 776 amino acids. Gene Ontology annotation, biological process: negative regulation of cell population proliferation; negative regulation of TOR signaling. NCBI's taxonomy places the organism in Eukaryota, Metazoa, Chordata, Mammalia, Artiodactyla, Physeteridae. The transcript has a single exon.